This is a messenger RNA of Crotalus tigris (Tiger rattlesnake), 2996 nucleotides long. RefSeq names its product methylsterol monooxygenase 1-like. The coding region runs from base 209 to 1102 and encodes 297 amino acids. NCBI's taxonomy places the organism in Eukaryota, Metazoa, Chordata, Lepidosauria, Squamata, Viperidae. Gene Ontology annotation, biological process: sterol biosynthetic process. The transcript is spliced from 10 exons. Gene Ontology annotation, molecular function: iron ion binding; C-4 methylsterol oxidase activity. The record is from RefSeq and is a predicted model, not a curated record.
GAAGUCUUAAAAUUGUCAAGGUUGAGAAACACGUUUAGCCAAUCAGAGCAGCGAAGCCUUACAAAUUAAGGACGGAACAAUCUUUCUAGAGCUCGUCCUGAGGAGGAAUUUGCAUUUUCGCCUGGAGUUUUGCGGAGAGAGCUGCGCUUUGCGAGAUUCAUAGAAACUUUGUUAAGAAACUAUCAGUGUGAUGUGCCAGAACUGAACGAUGAUGAAUAACAAUAGUUCUGAGAUACUGCAUUCUGCCUACUUUGCUGUAGAAUACAUUGACUCUUUGCUGCCUGAAAAUCCACUACAACAACCACUUAAAAAUGCUUGGACCUAUAUGCUAAACAACUACACUAAAUUCCAGAUUGCAGCUUGGGGUUCAUUUCUCGUUUACCAACUUCUCUAUUUUUUAAUAUGCUUACCCGGAUUUGUAUUUCAGUUUAUACCUUAUAUGCAAAAAUAUAAAAUACAACAGGAUAGACCAGAAACAUGGACUAAACAAUGGAAAUGUUUCAAACAAAUUAUGCUCAAUCGCUUUUUUAUUCAAUUGCCUCUCAUAUGUGGUAGCUAUUAUUUCACAGAAUAUUUUAAUAUUCCUUAUGACUGGGAAAGCAUGCCAAGAUGGUUUGUGAUAGUUGCCCAGUGCUUUGGAUCUGCUGUGAUUGAAGAUACCUGGCAUUAUUUCCUGCAUCGACUACUUCAUCAUAAGAAAAUAUAUAAAUAUAUUCACAAAGUACAUCAUGAAUUUGUUGCACCAUUUGGGAUGCAAGCUGAAUAUGCACAUCCUUUAGAAAUUCUAAUCCUUGGAACUGGAUUCUUCAUUGCGAUAAUGGUCUUCUGUAAUCACGUAAUUUUCCUGUGGGCAUGGUUAUUUUGUCGUUUGAUAGAGACCAUUGAUGUUCACAGUGGCUAUGAUAUUCCUCUGAAUCCUUUACAUUUGCUGCCCUUUUAUGCUGGAUCCCGCUUUCAUGACUUCCAUCAUAUGAACCUCAAUGGCAAUUACUCUUCAACUUUCACCUGGUGGGAUAAACUCUUUGGUACUGAUUCACAGUACAAUUCUUACAAAGAGAAAAUGAAGAAAGAGAAAGACACAAUGGGAAAGAAGAUGGAAUAAAUUUCCCAUUUGCAACACUCAAUGGCAGCACCAAAGAGCUUGCACCAGAAACAAAAGGUGUGGUUCACUGGAUAAUGGAUAUUCCCUUUGUACGGUCCACAAAUCUUCAGGGGGGAGACCUUGUGGCAAAUUACCCGUAUGACGAAACUCAAACUGGAAGUGCACAUGAAUACAGCUCCUGCCCAGAUUACGCUAUUUUCCAAAGCUUAGCCUGAAGCUAUUCAUCUUUUCAUCCAGCCAUGUCAAACCCAAAUUGACCACCAUGUCGCAAGAAUGAUGAUGACGGCAGUUUCAUUGAUGGGACAACUAAUGGUGGUGCCUGGUAUAGCGUUCCAGGAGGUUUGUAUUGCUGAAAUGCAACAUUUUAAUCUUAUUUUUACAGUAUGCCAGAGUAGGACUGAAGGUAGAAAUCUGUCAAAUAUGACUUAUUAAUCCACAUGUUUGUAGAGCAAAUAAUGAAUUAAAUCUUGCAAAUAUCAUAGAACUCAUAUAGUUCUUGCCAGAAGGUUUUACAGGCUAUUAGUGACAUUGUUCCCUUUUCUGUUCCAGGAUGAUCUAGGCAAAACUUGCCUUUUAUAAUGAGCUUCCCCAGGUGGUGUUUCAGUAGUAUAUAAACAGCUAGUAACUAAGUGGAGGCCUUAGCGUGCAUAUACAUUGUUGACCUAUUAGCUAGUCACCAAUGUUUGUUAUUCUUAAAUAAACUCAUAUUCUGUGUUUUUGUAUGGAAAGAUAGAAAUCUCCAUAAGCUCUAUCUGCUUAGUAUUUAUUUAUUAAAUUUAUAUGCAGCCCAUCUCACUAUUAAAGCAACUCUGGGUAGCUUACAAAAUGAGAACUAUGGAAACAAUGAAAAUUAACAAGAAGCAUACAAUGGUGACUGAGGUAACUUUACAUUCUGUUAGCAUUAUUGUUUUUAUAGUUCUCACAGCUCAGUAUGAUGUUUUCUGAAUGGCAUAUUUUUAAAAAAUGAAAUGAUGAAGUGAUAAGUGCACUAGCAAUAAGUGGAAAUUAUAGUGUCUACUAACUUUAACAGGAAGCUAAUUGUGGUGAAACGUUCUAGGUCAGUGAUGGCAAACCUUUUAGAGACUGAGUGCCCAAACUGCAAGCCAAAACCCACUUAUGUAUCGUCGGGUGCCAGAUGGCCAUGGCCCAUUGGGUAGGCAUGGCUGCAAUGGUAAUGGCAAGAUCUUUUUUUUUAGCGAGAAGUUGAAAUUGAUUGAUUAAUUGAACUUUUUGUUUUUGCAUAUGGCAGCGGAGGCCGAAAGCGAAAAAGUUUUAUAAAACCCAGUUGAAGGCCUAGGAUUGGGGUGAUGGUGCACGUGCCCACAGAGAGGGCUCUGCGUGCCACCUGUGGCACAUGUGCCAUAGGUUCACCAUCACGGUUCUAGGUUCUUUUUUCUCUUCUCUUUUGUAAGUAUAUUAUUUAGAUAUAUAACAAGACGUUUUGUGCUUUAUUUUUAAAAUACAUCGAGGAAUAAAAGGAUUUAUUUGAGAUCGUCAGGGUAAUCCCAUUGCUAAUGCCACAAUUUCUGUAGAGGGGAUAAACCAUGACAUUACAUCAGCAAAGGAUGGAGAUUACUGGAGGCUGUUGGUACCUGGAAAUUAUAAAGUGACAGCCUCAGCAUCUGGCUAUCUAGCAAUCACAAAAAAAGUGGCUGUUCCCUUCAGUCCUGCUAUUAGGCAUUCGUGUUGUGUGGCUUGUGGAAGGCUGAGGGCUCAUGUCAUGAUGGGCCCCUUGGUGCUCUGUGGGGAUUGUGAGAUCUGCAAAUGGCUGAUCGUCCUCCCAUUCUGAAGGAAAAGAAAAAUCCCAAUGGUCAGAAUUGUUGCAGAAAUUUUUGUCAGAAUCUAAAUAUAUGAAAGUGUGAAAGACAAAUAAAUACCUUCAUAUACCCUCAAA